Molecule: messenger RNA, 10416 nt
Organism: Plasmodium gaboni
Lineage: Eukaryota; Apicomplexa; Aconoidasida; Haemosporida; Plasmodiidae
Product: cysteine repeat modular protein 3
Exons: 3
Coding region: 1-10416 (3471 amino acids)
Biological process (GO): signal transduction
Cellular component (GO): cell surface
Source: RefSeq, a predicted model, not a curated record
AUGAAGAAAAUAUAUUUAUGCAUUUGUCUUAUGACAAUUGUUAUCUUCAAAAUUUUUAAAAAUAAGCAACAUAUAAUGGAUAAACAUUUUUAUGACAGAAAUGUUUAUAAAAAGGAUAACCAUAGAUUUACAUGUAACCUUUUUUUAAUUCUAUAUUUUCCAUAUAAGAGAAGUUUAUAUAAUGAUAUUUUAUUUUAUCAAUUAAUAAAAGGAAGUACGUUUCCUUUCAAAUUAAAUGUGAAUCAUAAUUUAAAAUACCCUUUCUUCUCAUCAAAUAAUGAUAUAACAAAAAUUAUAAAUAAUAAAACCAGUAGAAUAAAAACAUAUAAUAAUUUUCCAAUUUCUUUAAAAGGCACACCUUUAAAAAGUGUAAUAAUAAAAUAUCAAAACAAACGAUAUCUUAGUGAACACAAAUAUAUAGAACAAAACAAAAGAGGCCUCAAAAAAUUAGAAGAUGAUGAAAUUAAAAAAGCAGGAGAUAUGAAAAAAGAACAAAAAAAAGAAAGGUAUUCUCCAUACAAUAAAUCAUAUUUAAAUGAAGAAGAAAACACAUUUAGUAAUUUGCAUGCAGCAAAAUAUAUUUCCAAAAAUAGAACUAUUAAAUAUAAAAAGAAUAAAAUUAAAAAAAUAGAAGAAAACAUUGUUAAAAAAAUAAAUACUAAAAAGCAACAUAUUAAUAAAAAUCAAAGUAUUAAGUUAGAAUCAUCAUCUAGUAGGAAAAGUCCUAAAAUUAAUAUUAAUAAUAUUAUAAAAAAUAAGAUGAAUAUACAUAUGAUGGAUAAUACAACUUUUGUGGAAAAUCUUAUGAAAAAUCCUAUGAAAAAUCCUAUGAAAAAUCCUUAUGUAAUAUAUAAACAAGAAUUUAUUAGAAGUGUAAACACACUAACAUCUUUAAAAUUUUAUGGUAUGGAUUUAAAUUAUUUAGAAUAUCAAAUAUUAACUAUACAUGAUUCAACUGAUGAAUGUAAAGGUAAAAAAUUAGGAGAAAUACAUAUUCUUGAAAAAUAUAAUUCUUAUAUAGUUACUGAUUCAUUUAAAGUAAAGAAAAUUGGUCUUUUCCUUAUAUGUACUACAUUAACUUAUAUAGAAUCUGUAGGUGUAUUAAAAGUUCAAAAUAAUUUAAUUGAUGAAUUUGAUAGUGUAAUUAAUAAUAAUAAUAUAUCAACAUUUAAUUGUUCAACAGAUCCAAAAUCUAUAUUAAUUUAUUCGAAAGAACGACUUGUAAAUAUAAAUACUAUUAAUGAUGAAGAAAUUAAACCUGAAGAAUUUAUUGACCUUUCCAAAUAUUCUGAAUAUUUACAAAAUGAUAUUUCUCUUCUUGGUUGUUCUGCUAAUAUCAAUGGAUAUAUUGUGGUAUUAGAUAAAAAUGUUAUAUAUGUUUUAUUUAAUAAAAUGAUAAAAGAAAUUAUUAUUCAUUUUUUAAAAAAUCCUAUAGCUAUAUAUUUAUAUAAUCAUACUAUAUUUGUAACUGAUGCAGAACGGAAAAAUAUUUUUCGUUUUGUGUCGAAAUAUAUUUUAACAAAAACAUCUAAAAAAUUGACACCUAUAUGGAAUUAUUAUACAUAUUUGAAAUACCAAGAGGAAAUUGGGAAUGGUUUAGAUAAGAAUAUAGAAGGAACAAAUGAAUUAAUAUCAAAUAUAUUAAGAACUAAUAAAUUAUUUGAAAAAGCAGAUACAAUAAAACGUAUAGAUGAAUUUAAUAACGGAAAAAGUUAUCUUAUAAAAAAUACUCAAUUUUUAAGUAGUCUAAGAGAAUUUCCUUCAAUGAAUAAAUAUCCUAUAAGUCUAUUAAAUGAAAGUUUUACAUUGAAUUAUCCUUCAGGUAUUGUGGUUGUUAAUGAUACAAUAUAUUUUGUUGAUACAGGAUUACAUGUAUUAUUUUCUUAUUCUUUAAAAAAAGGAAUUAUAACAGAUAUGUUUGGUUAUUUAAAUUAUACAGUGAAGAGUGAGAACGGAUUAAAUAAACCAUAUUCCUUAUCAUUAUUUUCUACAAAUAAUGGAAAUACAAAUUUAUUAUUUUUAAGUGAAUUAACAAGUUCACGUAUUUUAAUAUUUGAAAUAAAUAAUUCUAUUAAAUUAUAUUUAACUUAUAAUAAUAUUAAUUUUGAUGUAAUCACAUCUAUUGUAACUACAUCUUAUUAUUUAAUCAUAUGUGGAUUAAAACAAAAUAUUGAUAUUUAUAAAAGUUAUAUAACAUUUAUUAAAAUAGAAGAAUUAUCACAUAUAGAUAUACAAUAUAAUGAAUAUGAUACAACAUUAUAUUAUGGAAAAAAUUUUUCUCUAGAUCCAUUAAUAAAGAGUACAAAUAUUAAAGAAUUCAAAAUGAAACAAGUAGAAAAAUAUACAAAUAAAAUAAUUAACACAGGAUUAAAAAUUGAUAAAGAUACAGGAAUUAUAAGUGGAAAAAUUAAUAUAUCAACUGAAUUUCAUAUUAAUAUAUUUGUAAAAGAUUAUUUUAAAAAUAAAACAUUAACCUUUCUUAAUUUUGUUUCUUCUUGUCCAAAAGGAUUUAAUAUUGAAAAUAAAAAAUGUAUACCAUGUCCUAUUGGAUUAUAUUAUUCUAAUAGGAAUAAAAGUAUAAAUAAAUGUAUACCUUGUGAAAAUUAUAGAAAAAAUUCCACAACGUUAUAUAAUUCUUCUAAAUCAAAAAAAGAAUGUUUAUGUAAACCUGGUUAUUAUCUUAAAGACAAAAAGUGUGUUAAAUGUGUUGCUGGGUUUUAUAAAGAUCAAAUAGGAAAUUUCAAAUGUCAAGGAACAUGUGAAAAUACAAAAAUAAGUAUAGAAGUAGGAGCAACAAAUUAUGAAGAAUUAAAAUGUACAUGUAAAGAUGGUUAUUUUACAGAUAAAAAGAAAAAAGGAUGUAUUCCAUGUCCCUUUGGACAUUAUUGUAUAUAUAAUCCUAAAGAAAAAUAUAAAGCAGAUAUUAUUCGUUGUAAAAUUAAUAAAUUAACAUUACACAGAGGUUCGAAAUCACCUAAUGAUUGUAUAUGUUCUCAAGGUUAUUAUCAUGAUUAUAAAAUGGAUGAAUGUCAAUUAUGUAAUUAUGAUCAAUAUAAAUCACAUAUUAGUAAUGAUCCUUGUACACCAUUUAUAUCUCAAUCAUUAAUAAAUCAAGAAUAUCAAAUCAAUGAAACGUAUAAUCAAUAUACAAAUAUAUAUAUAAAGCAAACAAGUAAUAUUAUAUUUGCUCCUAAAAAAGGUUCUAAAAUGUUUCAUGAAGCUACUUUAUGUGAAACGGGAUAUUCAUAUAGUAUGAAUAAAUCUAUAUGUUCGAUAUGUAAAUAUAAUAAUUAUUGUUUAGGUUUAGAUUAUUCAAGUAUUAUAUGUCCUAGAAAUUCUAUAACUAUCAAAUUAAAAAGUGUUAGUGCUUUAGAUUGUUUGUGUAUAAAAGGAUAUGGAAGAAUCAUAAUUAAUACUAACCAAUCAUUUACCAUAUCUUGUAUACCAUGUCCAUACAAUACCUUUCAACCUAAUCAUUCAUAUGGAAAAUGUAUUCCUUGUCCUCCUCAUACAUUUACUAAAAUUACUGGAGCUACAUCAAUAACUGAAUGUAUACCCAAAAGGGGAUAUUAUAAUUUAUCAUUUGAAUAUAUAUAUGAAUAUUCAAAACAACGAAUGUUAAACAGUAUUCCACAUUUUAUUCAACACUAUCAUUACUUUUUAAAGAACAUAUAUGAAAAUGUUGUCAAAAGAGAGAAAAUGAAAAGUAAUAAUAAUAAUAAAAAAUAUAUAUAUACAACUCACAAACGAAUUAAUUUAAAUAGAAAAAAUACUAAAUAUAGUUAUUUUCCAAGUUACAUUAAUAUAGAGGACAAAAAAAAUAUAUAUUAUGAUAAAUAUAACAUACCCAAAAUUACUAAUAAUAUACAUAGUUUGAAAAGUCCAUACAAUAAUAUAUUCCAUACAAAUUAUUUAAAAAAUAUUUUUAUAUUUAUGGAUUUAUUCAAAAUAAAUAAAUAUAUAUAUAAUCAAAAGAGUAAACAACAAAGAGAAACUAUAAUAUAUGGUCAUAAUAAUUUAUCAUUUGUUCAUAUAAAGAAUGAAAAGAACUUUUCAUAUGAUCAACAAAUAAACAAGUAUAAUAUCAAUCUGGAACAUAAUAAUAAUAAUAAUAAUAUUUAUAGUAAUAAUAAUAAUAAUUUAAAUUUUGUUACACAAACGAAUGAAAUAAAUAAGGAAUAUACAAAAUUAUUAUCCACAAAAGAACAAAAUAUAUCAUCUCAUUCAAUAUCUAUUCUAAAUAAUCAAAUUAUUAACGAUGAAAAUAGGAACCUAAUAUUCAAUGUAUCAGACACAUAUAAUCAUAUUUUAUCUCAAAGUAUUAAUAUAAUAUCACAUGAUAUUAAUGAUAUAUUAAAAAUUAUAAAAGCAAGAGAAGAAAAUUAUUUUAUUAAUAAAAGUAAGGAUAUAAAAUAUACCUGCUAUGAAAAUGAAGAAGAUAAAGUAUCUAAAAAAAGAAAUAAUUUUAUGUAUGUAUAUACUAUACCUGAAAUUGAUGUAAUGAGCUGUUUAAAUGCUUGUAUAUCUAACCUAUAUUGUACAGGUAUCGAAAUGAAUACAACAGAAAAUAAAGGGAAAACAAAUUUAUCUAUUAUGUUAUAUAGAAGUUAUGGUAAGAUAUUUAUUAAUUUAUAUAAAUGUAGUUUAUAUUUUUAUGAAGAUUUAACAUAUUAUUAUAAAAAAGAAAAUUUUAAAGUAAUAAAAAAUAUAGAACAAUAUAACAAUAUAUAUAAUAAAAUAAUUAGUUGUGUUAUUCAAAAAAACCCUAUACUUCAUUUAUGGAAAAUUUAUUCCUUUCAAAAAUGUCCACAUAAUUAUUAUUGCGAACAAAAAUCUUUAAAAAAAAAAAAAUGCCCAUUAAAUUCAAUAAAAACAAUAUAUGAUGGUACAAUAAAUGAUUGUUUAUGUCUACCUGGUUAUUAUUUAAAAGGUAAUAUAAAAACAUGUGUACCAUGUGAAAAAGGAAGUUAUAAAAAUACAAUAUCUAAUGAUCCAUGUGUAAAAUGCCCUAUUAAUUUUACUACAUUAUUUGAGACAUCCAAUUCUGUAUAUGACUGUGUUUGUAGAAAGGGAUAUUACUUUUCAUGGAAUACAAAUAUUGAGACAAAUCAUAUAAUAAAUAAAAAUAUGAUUAAUAGUAAUAUCAAUUCUAUAUACAGGAAUAACAAAGAAAUUAAACUGAUAAAACAAUUAGAAGAAGAACAUACUUUGAACUUAAUAAAGAAAAAAAAAGAAAAACAUAAAUUUAUAUUACGUAAAAAAUUUUAUACUAGAUAUGGAGAAAAUAUUCAUAAAAAACAGAUAUCUUUAAAACGAAAAGUUAAAUUUUUUCAUGAAAAAAAAAAAAAUAAUAAUCAUUUGAAUUUUUUACAAAUGAAUGAAAUAUUAAACGUUUCUAUUUUUAAUGAUAAUCAAAAUAAUAUAUAUAAGAAUAAAAAUAAACAAGAAAAUGAUAAAACCAUACAAAUGAAUUUGGAAUUAAAGCAAAUAUUUUUACAUUCAAAUAAUAUUUCUAAUAAAUAUAUAAGAAAUGAUUUUUUACAAAUAAAUGAAAAAUCGUACAUUAACAAAUCCAGUAAUUAUUACCAUAAUAAUUACAAUGAAUAUAUAUACAAGGCUCAAUGUACCAAAUGCCCUAGUAAAAUGUUUUGUCCAGGUUAUUGGUUGGAAAACUAUGAAAAUGAGAUACAUCAUCCUCCUAUAUAUUGCCCGAAAGGGUCUCUAAUACUUGGCACAACGUUAGAAUCAACAAAUAUUCAUAAAUGUAUAUGCAAAAAGGGUUACAGUAUAAAUAAAUCCAUAAAACCAAAAAGAAAGAAAAAUAUAAAUAUUGAUAGUAACGAUAAGGAUAAUAGUAAUGGUAAUAGUGCUACUUUCAAUAAUGAUAAUAAUAUGUGUAUUAUGUGCAAAGAGGGAUAUUAUAAAGAUGUUGUAGAUAAUUCUGUAUGUGCAGGAUUAUGCAUAGAAUUUUCUACAUCUUUUAAAGGGUCUAUUAGUAAAAAACAAUGUUUUUGUACAGUUGGAAAAUAUAUGAUUCAAGAUGAAAAGGAUGAAAAUAAAUGUAUUAAUUGUUCGAAAGGAUCAAUAUGUAUUGGUGGUUUUAAAUUUAAAUCAUUAAGGGAAUUAAUAAAAAAUCAAUAUUAUAUAAAUUUAAAUAUUUAUGAUCAUUCUAUACCUCUACCAAAAAAAGGAUACUUCGCUACCUUCCAAAUUAAUCAUGAAGAUUUUAAAUGGAAACCAUUAAAUUCAUUACAUAUAGAAAUUAAUAAUUAUGAAAAAGGGAAUAUAAUAAUAACUGACAAAAUAAUUCGUUAUUUGUUUCAUAAAAAAUUAAAUCAUAUAAAUAUAGGCGAAAAAAAUAAAUAUGUUGAAGCUGAUAGAGGAAUAUAUAUAAAGAAGAACCUAAAUAAUAAUUCUGUUAUCCAAAAUAAUAAUAAUAUAAAAUCUUUUGUGGAAGGAGUUAAGAAUUUAAGAGAGAGAACAAUGAAAUAUAUUCCUAAUGAACAACCUAUAUUAAUAAAUGAAAAAUUAGAAAAAAUAAUAUAUAAAAAUAAUUUUUUAGUAGUAGAUAGAAUACCUGAUUUUCAUUUAUGUCCAAUCAGUAAUAGAUGUAUGGGUACUUCAUUUAAUUUAUGUUUUAAAGGUUCAGAAGGAUAUUUAUGUAAUAACUGUAUAAAUAGUUAUGAUCUUAUUCAUUUUAGAUCACAAUGUGUUAUGUGUAGAAAGAAAAAAAGAGAAAUGAUAAAUUUAUUAAUACAUAAAUGUUUGUUUUAUAUAAUAAUAUUUUUUAUAAUGUAUUUAAAUUAUUAUUGUUAUAUAAAAAAGAAUUAUUUAUUUAUUAGUAUAUUAAAAAUAUGGUAUCUCUUUAUUAUUUGUUUUAUACCUUAUAGUUUUAUUAUUGAACCUAUAGAAAAUGAUCUCAAAAAUUAUCAGUCAUAUUUCCAAUUAUAUAUAAUAUUACCAAUGAGAUUUAUUGGACAUUAUUUUAAAUUGAAUUGUUUUUUUAAUAAUUCAAAUACAGAAAUAAACAAUAAUAUGAAAGAUAAUAAGGUACACAUAUAUAUAUACAUAUGGUACAUACAAAGAUUUCUUAAAAUAGCGGAACCAAUAUUUGAUUGUAUUCUUUUUACUUUGAUUUUUUUCAUAAUAUAUUUUUUAUAUAUUUUAUGGAAUAAUGAAAGAAUACAAAUAACUCAAAAUGUUAUAAAAAAACAAAUAGAAAAUAUACAAUAUAAUUCGUAUGGGAAACAUAUAUAUGACUUUUAUUAUUAUUAUUAUCAGAAUAAUGUAAUUGAUAUAAUAAAAAAUACAAAUAAUAAUUGUAAUAUUAAAAAUUGGAAUCAAUCUUAUUAUGCUCAUGAUUAUUUAUCAAAAAAAAAAAAAAAAAAAAAGUAUAUAUCCAAAUGGAGUCUCAAACAAACAAAAAAGAAGUUAAUCCAAGGAUGGAAACAUAAAAUAGGAAAACCAUUUAAACAUAAAAAGGAAAAUUCUAAACAUUAUUAUAAUUAUGAAAAUAAAGAAAACAAUAGUUUAUGUAGUGAAUCAACCAAACAUGACAAUUAUAUAAAUAAUAAUUAUACUAAUUCUUCUUGUGAAGACAAGUUUAUAUAUACAAAAAAAAAGACAACAUAUUAUAAUAAUACAAACCAAUCAAGUGAUGAUGAAAAUAUAUAUAAUGUUAAAGAAAAAUUAUUAAAAAAAAAAAUCACAAAUAAUUUUGGAUAUGAACAUAUUGAAAAAGAAAAAUAUUGGACAAGUAUUUGUUUAUCAAAUAUAUAUAAUAUUAGAGCAUUAGGUUUAUUUCGUUAUAUACAUCCUUAUAAUAUAAAUAUAUGGGAUAAAAUUAAACGUAUAUUCUCUGAUCUGUCAUGUGUAUAUAUUAUAAUAUUAUAUAUUUAUUUCCCUUUCAUAAUAAUAACUUUAUUAGAACUAGUAUGGUGUCAAUCUAUUCAAUAUAAAGAAAAUGCUUCUUUAUUAAUUUUAUAUCAUAUGCCAUCACAAGUAUGUGAUUUUCAAAAUAAAUUAUUUUUAUCAGGAGUUUUAUAUUCUUCCUUUUUUUUAAUUAUAUAUAUCAUAUUAUUUUCUAUCUAUAUUUAUGAUACAUUAAAAAGUAUCAAAGCCGUUGGAUCCUAUUCAAAUAAUUUAAAAAGCUACUUUUUAUUUAAUGGUCAUAAUUAUCAAAAUAGAUGUUGGGAAAUUAUAAAUAUUAUCAAAGUAUCAUUUAUUAUUAUUCCUUUUAUAUGUCAAUUAUAUACUAAAAGAAAUAUUAAUUCAAAAUAUUUUAUAUGUUGUUGUAUUGUACUUGUAUUAAUUACAGAAGUUGCAUGUAUUUUAUUAUAUUCUCCUUAUGAUAAAAGAUCAAAUAAGUUAUUACAAAAAUUAAGUCUCAUAUCUUCUUUUUUUAUAUUAAUUUCCUAUUUGACCGUACAAGUAGGAUUCUUUUUUGAUGUGACAAUUUUGAAUAUUAUUCCUAUUUUUUUAUUUUUCUAUUUUCAUAUAUAUGUUAUAAAACAAAUUAUCUUGGAUUUUGCAAUUUAUAAGAACAUAUUAAAAAAGAAAGACAAUCAUAUAUCCUUUCAUAAAAAAAACAAAUCUAAUGAUAUGUUGAAUGAAUAUAAUUUUUUAUUUUUUUCUGAUAAAAUAGAAAUAGAUAACAAAAAUUCCAAAACAUCACAAGGAAUUGAUAGAACCCUUCAAUAUGACCAAAAGGAAAUUAAAAAUAAGGAUAAUACAAAUUAUUUUAAUCAUAAUAAAAUAAAUGAUCUUGAUAAGAAAAGGGGAAAAAAAAAAGAUGAAACAGCAAAUCCUUUUUAUAAUGAAGAAUGUAAUUUUUUAAAUUUUGUUUUAAGUUCAAAUAAUAUUCCUUUUUAUUCAUUAUAUUUUGAUGACAAGGAAGAAGAAAUAUAUCUAUUCCAAAAUAAUAAUACAAGAGGAUAUGAAUAUAAAAAGGAAAUUAUUAACCAUGUAAAAUAUAAUAAUGAUAUAAAAAUGGAGCAAACAAAAAGAAUCAGUUUAGAUUUACUACAUUCAGAUAUACUUUAUUAUAACAUAAGGAAGGGAAGUAAUAAUAGUGAUAUAUCAAAUAUUAAAACGUAUAAUAAUAUAAAAAUGAACAAGAAAGAAAAUAAUGAUUACCAUCAACAUGAUAGUAAUAAUAUAAAUAGUGACAAUAAUAAUAAUAAUAAUAGUAAUAGUAAUGUUUGUGGGGAAAAAAUAAUAUCAAAUAAAUUAGAACAUUUUAUUAGAAUUGAAAGAGAAUAUUCUAAAGAAAAACAUCAUAUAAAAAAAAAUGAAAAAAAUAAUUCAGAAGAUGAUAUGUUUUUCUUAAAUAUUACACAUUUUAUAAAUUGUUUUAUUGAUGCAAUAAAUAUAUUAUAUAUAAAUCAAUCCUAUGAUAAAAUAACAGUUGAGUGGUUAAGUUUUAUAACAAGAUUUUCCAUAUGUUUUAUACAUUGGAUGAAAAAUCAUGAUGAAAAUUUAAUUAACUUGGUACCAUUAAAUGAUAAACAAUUUGAAUUGAAAAAAAGAAAUCUUCUUUUCUAUUCUUUAUUUACAUCAUAUACAGAAAUAUAUAAUCUUUAUCAUUCUAUCGACAACACCAAUUCUUUUUCAGAGUGUAAAAAACGGUUUAUUAAUUCAAAAAAUUUAAAUAAUCCAUAUAAGCACAUAAAAAAAAAAAUAAAAAAAAAAAAUAAACAGCAUGAUCAUCAUGAUAUAAAUAAUGUAAACGAUAUAAAAGAUAUAGUUGAUAUAUAUAAUAGAAAUUAUAUGAGAAAUAACAACUAUAAGAGCAAUAACCAAAAUGAAUGUUUAAAUAAUUAUUAUAUGGAUAACCAUAAAAAGGACAAAACUUUUAUUACUUCAACAUGUUGUUCCUCUGAAUGUUUCAACGUUUCAGACGAUCAAUUUUUUAGAUGUGAGAAUGAUAUAAUUAAACUAUUAUUCGAUGAAACUUUAUUUAAUAAUUUAACAAUUACUCUAAUGGAAUUUUAUUUUGCAAUUUAUAUAAUACAAUUUAUUGAGAGUAAAAAGUUAUCAAUCUUAAUUUAUCUAUUCUGUGAGAAAAAAAAAUUGUUAAGUAAAGAGAGGCAAUUUUUAAAAAUACUCAUGUCAAGAAAACAUAUCAUACAAAAUAUUAUAAAUAAAAAUAAUUUAUCUACAAAUAUGAGUGAAUAUAUUGAAUAUAAUUAUUAUUUAGAAUAUAAUAAAAAAUUGAAAAAACAAAGAAAAAAAUUACUAAAUCUAAUUAUGAAUAAAAAACAACAAAUUCGAAAACUUAAAAGCAUAAAAAAUUUACAACUUAUGGAAGAAAAUAUUACGCAUGGAAAUAAUAAUAUAAAUACACAUUUUGUUAAAACAUUAAAGAAGUUAUUAGAAGAUGAACCUUCACAUGAAUCAGAAAAUAACAUAAAAUAA